Molecule: messenger RNA, 405 nt
Organism: Darwinula stevensoni
Lineage: Eukaryota; Metazoa; Arthropoda; Ostracoda; Podocopida; Darwinulidae
Source: the annotation of a GenBank genome assembly
GUGCACAGCAUCCGCAUGGAUUGCGAUAACGAUGUGCUGCUGUUGGAAGUGACACAAACCGGCCACACGCCUGGUCUCGCCUGCCACACAGGCCGGCACAGCUGCUUUUUCCAAACUCUGGACAAGGCGCAAUUGGCCAAAACCAUCGCCCAGAGGCAAGCCGCCGGUGAUAUUUCUGGCAGCUAUAUCGCCAAGCUAUUGGCCCAAGCCCCCGAUGCCGUGCUCAAAAAAAUAGCCGAAGAAGCAGGCGAGUUGAUUAUGGCUUGCAAAGAUGCCGAUGCCGGCAAAGACAAAACCCGCAUUGUGGCUGAAACGGCUGAUUUAUGGUUCCAUUGCUUGAUUGCGCUGGCCCAUUACGGCUUGGGCCCUGAUGAUGUUCUUGCCGAACUGGCCCGCCGCGAAGGC